Molecule: messenger RNA, 912 nt
Organism: Kuraishia capsulata CBS 1993
Lineage: Eukaryota; Fungi; Ascomycota; Pichiomycetes; Pichiales; Pichiaceae
Exons: 1
Coding region: 1-912 (303 amino acids)
Biological process (GO): fungal-type cell wall organization
Cellular component (GO): plasma membrane; cell cortex of cell tip
Source: RefSeq, a predicted model, not a curated record
AUGGGUUGUUUAAGAUUCUGUUUCAUUCUGAUCCCGUCAUUCUUGACUCUAUGUGCUCUUGUGCUGAGUGCGAUCGCGUGUUCAGGAGCUUCUGGUAAGAACAAGCUGCUCACGUCGGUGUACGAGUUGAAACUUAACUUCGCAGAUGCUGAUGUUAGUCAGCUGUUGAACGUUAGUCUGGGUGACAGUGUCUCGCUUAGCGACGUGGGGAUUUCGGACGUGUACAUCUUUGGUAUGUGGGGUCAUUGCCAGGGAAAUCUCAACUCUUCCGCAGAUUCCGGGUCUACCACUCUGGAUAAGGAUCUGAACCUGAACAGUGGUGUUACAUGGACUCAUUGCUCGAAGCCCAAAGCCAUGUAUGUCUUUGAUCCCGUGUCUUUCUUCAGCGACCAGCUGAACGUCUCUUCGUCCCUCUCCUCUACUGUUGAAGAUUUGGCCGAUGACAUUGGAAUUUCGCUGCCAUCCAAGAUUGAUGACUACACAAAAACAGCCAAGAUUCUCUCAAAGCUGAUUUUCAUCUGUACGAUCAUUGGUGUGGUGCUUGCGUUCGUCACUUUAGUCCUAGGAUUCCUCACAGGGUGUUGCUGCGGCGGUGGUAUGGGAUGUUUUGUUACGUUUAUCUCAUUGCUGUCAACUGUCUCGCUCCUUUUGGCCUGUGGUGCCAGUACUGGAAUGUACCAGUAUAUUGUGCACCAAUUUUCCAACGCUUCCGCCUAUGGGGUCGAUGCAACCAUGAGCAAGAACUACCUAGGCGCCUUCUGGGGUGGUCUGGGUGCCUCUUUACUGUCCACGGUGUUCUGGUUCCUGAGUUCAUGUUGCUCUUGUUGCGGUAGCGCUCCUUCAGGAGGCUGUUGCGGCAGGCGUGGACCACUUCCGGAUGACGAGAAGCCAAUGCUUGUGUAUUCUCAUUGA